UAGUCCUUCCCUCACAACAUAAACAAACAUGGCUGACAAGAAGGGUGCUCCUGCCUCUCAGAAAGCCCUCACUAAGGCGGAGGGUGAGGAGAUUGUCCAGAAGUUCCAGCAGCUGAGAAAUGAGCAGCGAUCACUGAUGGCCAAGAUAACAGAGCUGGAGCAGGACCUCAACGAGCACAAGAUUGUGAUAGAGACGCUGCAGGACGUGUCGCCAGACCGCAAGUGUUUCCGCAUGGUGGGUGGAGUGCUGGUGGAGCGGACAGUGACGGAGGUGCUGCCCGCCCUCGUCAACAACAAGGAACAGCUGACCAAGGUGAUUGACAGUCUCAAUGUGAAGCUGGUAAGCAAAGGCAAGGAGGUGAAUGAGUACCGGGCAAAACAUAACAUCAAGGUGCGAGGGCAGGACGACAUCAAGGAGUCCCAGCAGACGGACACCACCACAGGCACCCAGGGCGUCCUAGUAUCCAACAAAUCCUAGUCCUCCUCCUCCACUACCUCAUGUCCUUCCUGCUGUUCUCUCGUCCCCGUUCUUGCCCCCAUUCCCUGUUCUUUCUCAUCCUUGUAUCUUUUAAGUUAGGAGUUUCUUUUAUGAGUCGUGUGGUGUCGAAUGGUCACUCUGGGCCCAUUGGUGGUGAUGCAGGGCUCCCUAGGUAAUGUUGGUGAUGUUUUGAUGUUUCUCAAGGCUCACACAAGAGCUGGAGUCUCUCUCUCCUAAGUGUUUGCCUCAGAAAAGUUGGAUUUUUUUUUUUGUGUGUGUGUGUGUCUUAAAUUGUGGUGAAAGUUAAGGAGUGUUUGGAGUGAGUGAGGAAGGUGCAGAGGUCUGUGUGAGUGGUGGAGUCUGUGCCCUGUCUCUCAGUCUCAACCUGUAAGAGUUUUUGAAAGAGAAAUGUUAAAGGAGAGUUUUGUUGGAAUCUGAGUUUUGCAUUUCCAUCUCUUUUUUUUUUUUUUUGUAAAGGAAAGUUAUUUUUUAUUUAUUUUUUUUUGUAAAGGAAAGUUAAAGAAAAGUUGUAAGAAUCUAAAUUUCAUGUUUCUAUCUCAGUUUGUAAGAGUUUUUGAAGUAGGAAGAAAUUAAAGAAAGACUAUAUAGGUGGAAUCUGAGCUUUAUGUUUCCAUCUCAAGCUGAAGUAGGGGAAAGUUAGAGAAAGACAUGUUAGUAGUAUCUUCAGUUUUGUGUUUCCACCUCAAGUUGUAAGAGUUUUGAAGUAAUGAAAGUUAAAAGAAAGUCUGUAUCUAUUGUAUCAACUUAACUUGUUUACAUGUUAUGGUUAAAACUGUGAGAGUUUAUGAAGUGACAAGUUCUGUAACUGCUAAAAUUUAUGUUCUUGUACUUAAGUUUAUGAGAAUUUCACUAAAUGAGGACAUGUUUUGUGUUGCCACCUUGAGACAAAUGAAAGCUAGUAGAGUUUGUGAAUUGAGAAAGUAAGGUGGUGGUGGUGGUGGUUAUUAAAUGAAAGCCACUAGAAUUUAGGAAAGUGAAGGGAAACGUUUUUGUUUGGAAGCUUGAAGUGAGGAAGUUUGUUGUGAUGUCACCUUGAGAUAUAUGAAUGUAGAGAUUGAAGAAAAAUGGUAAUGAUGAUGAUGAAAUGGAAGUUACCAGAGUUUAUGGAAGUGAGGAGGAAAAGUUUUUGUUCCUGGGAGUUUCUUGAAGUGAGGAAGUUUGUUGUGGUGCCAUCUUGAGAUAUAUGAUGGUGGUGAAAUGGAAGUGAGGAAGAAAGAUGGUGAUGGUGGUUGAGGGACAUAGUGAAGUGAAUGGAGUGAUGAAGGAAGGCGCUGUCACCACUGCCAUGCCUUAGUGCUCCCCACAGGCACACAGGGCUACGAGAAGCGUCAAGAUGCAGUCUUGUCCUCACUAACCAAAGACCUAAUGACAAUCUCCCAACGUCUAAUGAUCAUUUUACUGCACCAGUGUUUUUGUUUAUUUUUUGUUGAUACCCAAGCUUGGACGACCUAGUGGUAACCGUAUUAGGGCUGCAAGUUGUCUCUUAACCAAUCAGUGACAUCUUUCGUGGUUACCUACCUAAGUUUGUAUUGCUUCCUGUGGGUGAUUCAGUAACCUUAACUCAUAACACCACUUGUGAUAUCUCAGAACCUCAUUUAUUUGUAUGUGCUAUGGCUUGUAUUAAAUGUCACCUUUCCUUUCCCUCCCUCCCAAGACACCCUAGUGAAGCGUUCUGUGCUUUAUCUUUUUGUAACUCGCUGUAAACAUUGUACUAAGGCUUUGUACCUCUGUAUAUACUUGAUGGGGUGUUUGUGAGUCGCGCCACUGUAGCUCUGCGCUGCACGGGAUGUAACGCGAGUGUAACAAGAGUCUGCUGCGCCUCACUCAUGUCUAAGGUUGUGCUGGUGAGCCUGGGGUGGGCCGGGGUGAGCUGGGAGUUACUGGAACGCACAUGUUGGAAAAUGAAGACUAUAGGGACAAAAACGAACAGUAUAUAUAUUUUGGUUAGUAGGAGAAGAGAGACAAACAACAAUACAUCAGUUUUGGUUAGCGAGAAAAGAAAAUCAAUACAUAAAUUUUGAUUAAUAAGAGAAAAGGAAGGAAACAAUAAAGGACAGUAUGAAAAUUUUGCUUAUUAAGAGGAAAGAAAUGAUGCACAAAUUUAGGUUAACAAGAGGAAUGAAAAGAACAAUACACAGAUUUUGGCCAACAAAAGAAAAGGAAGAAAAGUACAACAUAUAAAUUUUGCUCAGCAAGAUAAAAGAAAAGGAUAAAGAAGAAGAAAAGAUGCAGGUCGAGAGAAGGAACAGAUGAGAGAGUGCUGGUACAAGGACUGCACUCCUUACCAACAACAACUUAACUAGCAGAGUGCAGGGGAGGCAAGUCGAGCCAGUCAACUUGCCCACACACACCAUGAGUCAGGCAAGCAAGGAGUGUGUGAGUAGUGUGUCAGUGUGGGUCAGGAAGGCAGCUACACCCUGACCACACACACCAGACCCCUCACCAGCUCAGUUUGGCCAUGUCUCCACCCGAGCCUCCCCAGCAUACCCCAGCUUGGCCAGGUGUGGGCAAUAGGGUGGCCAGACUGUGGGAGUGCCAGCCUGUACUUCCUUGAUGUUCAAUGGUGCACACACUCACAGCAUUGAUGCCUGGUAUGCAGGGCGGCUUCCAGGCAGGGCUGCGUCCCACCCUUGCUUCGUGCCCCAAGACACCUGCAGGCUGCCGUGGGAGGAGCUGAAGAAGAAGGCAUUAUGUCUCAUUUGCAUGAUUCAAGUGAUAAUAAUAAAAUUUGCUUUGAUUUUGAAGCUUAUGAA
Molecule: messenger RNA, 3252 nt
Organism: Scylla paramamosain (green mud crab)
Lineage: Eukaryota; Metazoa; Arthropoda; Malacostraca; Decapoda; Portunidae
Gene: Pfdn2
Product: prefoldin subunit 2-like
Exons: 3
Coding region: 29-478 (149 amino acids)
Biological process (GO): protein folding
Cellular component (GO): prefoldin complex; cytoplasm
Molecular function (GO): protein folding chaperone
Source: RefSeq, a predicted model, not a curated record